This is a messenger RNA of Parasteatoda tepidariorum (common house spider), 1723 nucleotides long. RefSeq names its product very long chain fatty acid elongase 7. NCBI's taxonomy places the organism in Eukaryota, Metazoa, Arthropoda, Arachnida, Araneae, Theridiidae. Gene Ontology annotation, molecular function: fatty acid elongase activity. Gene Ontology annotation, biological process: fatty acid elongation, monounsaturated fatty acid; sphingolipid biosynthetic process; fatty acid elongation, polyunsaturated fatty acid. The record is from RefSeq and is a predicted model, not a curated record. Gene Ontology annotation, cellular component: endoplasmic reticulum membrane.
UUGGCGCUAUUCCACCGGUCCUGCCCUUAGAAAGCCACACUCUCGAAAAAGGGGCGGUGGUUUGAAACAGUUAAAACUAAUUAUCGAUCAUGAACUUUUUCAAAUCUACCUUAUUUACAUGAAUAAAUCUAAUUCGAAAGUGCACCAUCUAAACUGUGAAAGUUACAACGGUUACAUUUCCUAGUGAUAGGAAAUGGAUUCCUAAAAGCCACUCCGUCCCUGAGAGAUCUAAACUCAUUUGCAAUGAGUGAGAGGGUCUUUUGAUAAAUGUAUUUUUGAUUAAAAUAUAAUGUCCUUUAAAUUCCUGCCAACGUGAUGAAAAGUGAUUUAGUGCUUAUUUAAAGAAGUGUGGAAACCAACUCCAGGAGAAUGAAAUCUUCAGAAAAAAUUUGAAGCAUAUUUUCACUAUCAAAAUUUGGAAAUUAUUUUGUACCUAAAAGCAAAUAUCUUUGGAAAAUGGAAGUGGAUAUUGAUUACGUAAUGAAAAAUGGAGAUCCAAGGCUUAAUUCAUAUCCUCUAAUGCAUUCCCCACACAAAACAAUCGCAGCCACUGCCUUGUAUCUUCUAUUCGUGAAAAUCAUAGGACCAAAAUGGAUGCAAAACAGGAAACCAUUUGAAGUCAGAUAUCUUAUGAUUUUAUAUAAUUUCACGUUAGUCAUCGGUAGCUUAUGGAUGUUUUUCAGAUUUUCACUAAUCUGGUUAACUACGUACAGUUGGCGCUGCGAACCAAUUAAUUAUUCAAAUGACGAAACUGCUGUAAAGAUGCUGUUCACCUGUUAUGUUUAUUACCUUAGUAAAUUUGUAGAAUUCUUCGAUACAAUAUUUAUCAUCCUUCGAAAAAAAUAUUCUCAGAUUUCUUUCCUUCAUGUUUUUCAUCAUGCCAUUGUUCCAGUAACAUCAUGGUACGGAGUUAAGUAUGCAGGAGGUGGUUACACUACAAUUCUACCUUUAUUAAAUACAUUUGUACACAUUUGGAUGUAUUCAUAUUACGCCUUAUCAGCGUUUGGGCCUUCAGUACAGAAAUACAUCUGGUGGAAAAAACAUUUAACAAAACUUCAAUUGCUCCAGUUUACAAUUGUGAUGACGUCGCUGGCGCAGAUGGCACUUUUCCCUCCAGAAAAUUGCAACGUUCGAAAUUUUGCCGUCUGGAUAGUUCUUGGGCAAGCGAUAAUCUUUUUCGUUCUCUUUGUGCACUUCUAUUUAACUUCCUACGGUAAGAAAACGGAUAAAAAUAUCAAAGCAAGUAGUAACACUAACGGAGUGCAAAAGACGGAACAGACGAACGGAUGCCAUCAAGUGCAAUCCUCUCACAAAACAAAGUAGAAGAAUUUAUAUACAGAUCUAUAGUUUAUCUCUUUCUCGAAAUUCCAGGAAAGAGUUAAGAUAUUACUACAAUGUCUUUCAAGUGCAAAACAAAAUAAAUUGAAAAUCUAAAUGUAGAGCCGAUGUUAAAAACGUGUUCGGAGAAACUCAAUUUUCAAGCCUCAUUUUACAUUUCCUGACCAAACUAUUAGAGGCACUAUAAGAUUCUAUGUAAAAUCUUAAUUAUUUGGUGAUACUAUACGGCUUUAUUGUUUUUGAGAGGCUGAAACUGGUUUUCAAUUGUUUACGUUCGUGUAUUAAUUGGUUAACAUUGUAAUGAAAUAUGUUAAAAAUAAAUACAAAUAGGAAGUAUAUAAAAGAUCUCCUGAAUAAUAACUCAUUACAUGUAUGUUUAAAUAUA